GGAAAAUCAUUACAGAGCAUUCAGAAAUGUGGAGUAACUUUGAGGUAAAAGUGCAGAACCCAAUGAUGAGACUGUAAACUUCGACCUGCAUAGUCCUAAAUGUGGUAUGUUUGGUAAAUUUUUAAUUGAGGUCAAUAUUCCGGCUUGCGGCGAGAGCUCCGUGCUGGCGGCACAGCCGCUUUCCCGCUUCAGCCUGGGACGGAAGACCCUGCUGGGGGCUGGCGUGGCUGUCAUGCUGCUCUUGGUGUUGGUGGUUCUCAUUCCUGUUCUGGUUCAUCUGGCGGGCAGCAGUGAAAACGGAGGUCAGUAUGAGAUGCUCGGCACUUGCCGAAUGAUCUGCGAUCCGUUUUUGGAAAAAACUGGCACUGUGGCCGGUACCGGUACGGGCACGGCUAUAACUAAUACGCAGUUGGAAGCUGAGGCGCUGACUGAUCAUAGCAUGGGACCGCCUUUGCCCACCUAUGCCCACGGACCACAGGGCAAACCCGGCCGCCAAGGAAAAACAGGGCUACCAGGACCUCCGGGACCUCCAGGACCACCCGGAGAGCCAGGUCCUCCUGGACCAAUGGGGCCACCGGGAAAUAAAAACCAGACAGAACGACCGGACAUUGCUCUGGGUGGAAGAACAGCUACCGGAAUGGGGACAGCUGUCUAUACCAUGGGACCCCGUGUGGCCUUUUACGCAGGUCUGCGAAACCCACAGGAGGGCUAUGAGGUUCUGAGGUUUGACGACAUAGUUACAAACAUUGGGAAUAACUACGAUGGAUCGACUGGGAAAUUUGUGUGCAAGUUUCCAGGAACGUACUUCUUCACGUACAAUGUCCUCAUGAGAGGAGGAGAUGGAACUAGUAUGUGGGCGGAUCUUAUGAAAAAUGGACAGGUGAGAGCCAGUGCCAUCGCUCAGGAUCAGAAUCAGAGUUAUGACUAUGCCUCAAACACCGUCAUCCUGCACCUCGACCCCGGGGACGAAAUCUUCAUCAAGCUCGACGGUGGGAAAGCGCACGGCGGGAACAGCAACAAGUACAGCACUUUCGCUGGCUUCAUUCUGUACAGUGACUAGAGGUCAAAAGGUCACUGAAUUCAGUCUCAGUCUGUAGGGUAUUUUCACCUGAAAUUCAACCGCUAUACACUCAUGAGUGAGUCACAAAACACAAAAUAAUUUCUUUAAAGGGUCAAAUGAUUCAUUAUGCCCCUUGAAGGGAAUGGCCCUAUAUGUUUUGUUGUAGUAGUCAUGUGGUUUUAAAGCCUGGAUCCAACGAGAACACAACAGGAAAUGGUUUUCGAUUCUUGAAUCUGCCCCAAAACCUUCAACAGACACACAUGAAAUCAUCCAGAUAGAGCCGGGCUUCAGGGUUUCAUCAGAGUCGUAACCGAACCGAAGCCCAGUCAAGUGAGUGCUGAUAUUUCAUUAUGACGUUGUCUUUGUAUGUAUGAUCAAUCUGUGAAUCUCCACUGAUGUUUAUCAAUGUCUCCGACAUAAUGUGAAGUGAAUGACCUUAAAUGAUACCCUAAAUCUUAAAGAGUGUAUGCCCCUGGUUUUGACUGCUGUAGAAUACACUCCCUGAGAAUCUGUUGCAAAUCAUAGUAGUGCAUCUGUUUGUGAUUGCUGUGUGGAUGUGGAAGUACUAACACAAAUAAAGCUAAGCAUUCAUUUCAGCUCAUAGCUAAAGCUAAACCCAUUCAUUGCUGUUUCUAUCAAUGAAUUAUGAAGUAUGUGGCCCACUAAAAGUAACCACUUAACAAAGGAGAUCUAUAAUACAUUGUAACUGUAACAGUGAUACUGGUUUAUGAUGAUGACGAACACUAUCUUAAAUGAUGUCCUGUAUAUAUCGCAAUCGCCAUGACCUGUAAAAUGUAUCUAAAUGUAACGGCUUAUAGAUAUUUGCUUUUGCUAAUAA
Carassius carassius (crucian carp) is the source of this 1898-nucleotide messenger RNA. RefSeq names its product C1q-related factor-like. Bases 107 to 1060 code for a protein of 317 amino acids. The transcript is spliced from 4 exons. The record is from RefSeq and is a predicted model, not a curated record. Lineage: Eukaryota; Metazoa; Chordata; Actinopteri; Cypriniformes; Cyprinidae. Gene Ontology annotation, molecular function: protein binding.